Symbiodinium sp. CCMP2456 is the source of this 5076-nucleotide messenger RNA. The record is from the annotation of a GenBank genome assembly. Lineage: Eukaryota; Dinophyceae; Suessiales; Symbiodiniaceae.
GAAGUUGUCAUGGAGGAGGUUAGGAAACAAGUCAAGGCGGCUUUGGACGAGCGAGAGUCAGAGAUGAAGCGACUACAUGAAGAAAACCAGGAGCUGCGACAAGUUGUGAUGGCACUCACAGAUAGGGAGUUCGGGAGUGGAGACGUUGGUCACCACAGCGGUGCUUUGGUGGCUCUGUCGAGGCAAGUCGUUUUCCCCCUGGACUUUCUGCACAAUCUUCAGUACCUGGUGGCAAUCCUCAUGGUCAGGGGCCUAAUGGAGCGCAGCCAGCAGCCGGAGUGGCCGGGGGAAGCAAUCGCCGUGCAGGCCAACUUACACUUCCCGCUGGACUUUCGGCACAAUCUUCAGUACCUGGUGGCAAUCUUGUCGGAGGUGAGGCAGGAAAUGGCCAUACGGGUUUCAGCGAACAAGGUCAAGCAGGCAGGGAGGGUAUCAGCCGAACAAGCCAACCCUUGCUUCCCGCUGGACUUUCGGCACAAUCUUCAGUACCUGGUGGCAAUCCCCAAGGGACAGACAACAAGCGUGUUGGUCAUGAAUCCUGGACGGGACUACAAGGUGCGAGCGGUCAUGGUGAAGGACAAUGCCAUGGUAGAUCACUUGCACCUGCUGGUGCAGGGUAUGAGGCAGUUGCAGCAGCUGCAGAUGAACAAGAAGGACCAUUCCGAGGCUGAGGCGGUAAAGGGCAGCGUGGAGCUGACAAAGAUGCCUGAGCCUGGGGAUGCGGCGGUGGAGUUCAAUGACUGGAUGUAUGUCACGGAGCAGAUGCUGGGAGCCUUAACGGACAAUGCCAGUGCGUGGUUCGCUCAGUGUCUCAGGUGUGCACAAGAGGCCUACUCAAGGUACCAGAACGCCUCGGCUUUGGAGCGACUCAGCAUUGCGCCGAUCCUCACUGAGCCCCUCAAGGACCCUAAGUGGUUUCGUCUGGAGAGAAGGGUUCUUUCGCUGCUCUUGAGUGCGAUGCCGAAGGCUGUGAAGGAGGACACUAUCACCCAUCGCAUUGAGACAGUUGCGGGGGUUCUUUAUCGACUUCACGUGAUCUACCAGCCCGGAGGCACUUUGGAACGAACGGCCAUCUUGAAGCACUUGGAAGGAGCCGUGGGAUCAGAUGAUCCUGGAGAAGCCGUGGCCCAGCUACGGAGAUGGCGUCGUCACUUGGUGAGGGCGGAGGAGAUGUCCAUAGCGUUACCGGAUGCCAGUUUGCAGCUGCGGGGGAUAGAGAUGAUCACUUCCAAGGUCCUGGAGAAGCUCCCGGAUGUAAAGUUUCGGUUGGCCCUUGCAAAGAACGAGCUGCGCCUUGCUUCGUCUCCUACAGCAGAAACGGUGUUGAAGUACUACCAGCACCUCCUGGCAGAGCUGCAGCAGGCGACACCUACCACCAGAUCCGAACAUGUCAGGCUAAAGGGAGCGACAGCCACCACUACCACAACCGGGCCUGGCACCGGAGGCUCUGGAACCCCCGGUGGAUCGCCCAAGAGGGGAAAGAAUCCAUGCAAGUUCUUCCAGUCAGAAGGCGGUUGCAAGAGAGGCGUGAAUUGCACAUAUGCUCACGAGUUCGCCAACAAAGCAGAUCGCAAGCAACGGUGUUGGUCCUGUGGAGCCACGGGGCACCGUCAGCAGGAGUGUCCGACCAAUGGUGGCGGAGGCGGAAAGGGCAGUGGAAAGGCUGCUGGAGCGGGAACAACCUCGUCUACGACCACGGCUUCCAAUCCCACCGCGAGUGUGGCGCAAGUGCAACAGGUGCCAAGUGAUGCGGCCAAUUCCACGUCGCAUUCUGAGGCGCUUCCCUCUUCGGCUUCGGCUUCAGCUGGUGCGGAGGACGCAACAGCCCAACGGGAGGAGAUGAAGAAGCUACUACGGGAGGCGAGCUCCAUGCUGAGUAAGAUUCAACUGAUGACCUUGCGAAUGGAGGACACCAACAAGGCCACGGAGGACUUGGAGCUCUUGCUAAGGUCAGCUGGAAUGGAUCAGCAUGGCUUGGCUCUCCUAGAUUCGGGUGCCUCUCAUCCUUUUCGUAGUCCUACAGACGACAAGGAGCUCGAGAAGGCGAACAAUGUUGGCGUGGAGCUAGCAGAUGGACAACUGGUAGAGCUAAAACAGACAAGCACUGGCACCUUGCUCAAGGCGGGCGGUGAAGGAGCUCGGGCACCUAUCGUGCCCUUGGGGGCACUGGUGCAGCAGUUGGGUUGUUCCAUAAACUGGUCGAAGCGCCAAGGCCUACGAGUGAUUCAUCCGGAACACGGAGACCUCAAGGUGAAGAUGAAAGGAAGCUGUCCCUACAUCUCCGAGCUCGAAGCGCUGAAGCUCAUCGCUGAGAUUGAGGAUAAGAAUUUGGAGCGAUUGCAGCAGACCACAAUGAGAAGCUUGUGGACUUCCUCUGCUUCGUCAGCCCAGCUCUCAUGGAGUGCCUAUUUGGAGGCCUUUGCAGCCACCGGAACAAGAAGCAAUGCCCUGGCAGCCAUGAUGAGCGCGGACUUCCCAAUCAAUCUGGAAACGGUGUCUGAGCGGUUCAACUUUGCGGGCUUUGAGGACAUUGACUUGAGUGACAACGCAGGGUUUGGGUACCUGAAGUCGCUGCCAGUAAACAGGAAGAUCAGGAGAAGACUGCAGGGAUCCAGAUGGAUUGUCCACCUUUAUGAUGGAAAGAACGAGAAUACCUCCCACGAGCUGAAGAAGUUUGAGACCGAAGACAUUGUGGUCUUGGAGAUCGACGUGCAACGGUCCAAGAUGUACAACAUGAAGGGCUGGAACAACGUGCUUCGGGCUCUCCUUUGGGCAGGCUGUCGUGGGCAGAUAGAAGGUAUCCUUGGAGGACCUCCACGUAAUGGUGGUGAUGAGCUACGGCAGAAGCUGAUGUAUGCCUGGAUGGUGGCUGAAAGGGGAGCAGAGAUCAACAGCCUCAAGAAGCCUUUCCUUUUCAUGGAGUACCCGGGUGAGAUGCCGUGGUGGAAGUCUAAUGAGUGGAGGAACUUCCGGGAUGAGUACCAGCUGUCACAUGUGUGUUUGGGUGCCGGCCAGACUCAGGUGUUCCACGCCGCUACAAACAUGAACUUUGUCAACCACAUGAAAGAGCCGGGGGUUGAGAAAGGAGUAUCCACCACAUGGACUACAGGUUUGCUACGGGCCGUGCGCGAUGGUGUGAUGGAGUGGAAUAGGUGGCCUGAUCAAGUACGGCAAGCUCAACUACUCUGUAAAAUGGAAGGUCGCCUAGAGGACAUGUCCGAGAAAGAGCUCAAGCAGUGGGCGAAGCACGUCAGGGAUGGCCACGUGCCAUUCAACAAAAGAUGCAGGACCUGCGUCGUGAAUGCUGGCUUGGGGCGACCCCACAGAAAGGUCCUGGUUCCUUCGGCUUAUGUCUUGAGUGUUGACGUGGCGGGUCCGUUUAGGACCAGAGGAAUCGAUGCUGAUGGCAAGUACCGCUACGCACUUGUGGGCUCAUACUGCAUGCCGAGGCUUGAAGGAUACAAAGAUGUGGACAUCCCCCUGGAGUUGCCGAAGGCUGAUGGGAAGAGUGAUCCAGAUCCACCACAACCGAAGGCCGAUGGGAAGAGUGAUCCAGAUCCACCACAACCGAAGGCCGAUGGGAGGAGUGAUCCAGAUCUACCACAACGGAAGAGUGAUCCAGAUCCACCACAACCGAAGGCCGAUGGGAGGAGUGAUCCAGAUCUACCACAACCGGACGCCGAUGGGAGGAGUGACCCAGAUCUACCACAACCGGACGCCGAUGGGAAGAGUGAUCCAGAUCCACCACAACCGGACGCCGAUGGGAGACGUGAUCCAGACAGUUUGCGACCAGAUGCAGAUGACGGUGGUGGGGUGGGUCCGAUGUUUGAGGAGGAGGACGAGUUUCUCCAGGAAGAGGAAGUUGAGGACCAGCCAUUCUCUCCUGAUGACCAAGUUGACUUGGAGCAGAAGAACGAGGACUAUAAGAAGUUCUACAGCGAGGCUGUCAAGGAGGUUGGCGAGCCCUUGGAGUUUCAAACGUUGCUGUACGUGAUACCCCUCAAGUCCAGACAGAAGGUCGAUGUCAAUGCGGCCAUGAGGCGAAUGUACUUGCAACUACGUCAAGAAGGACAUCCAGUUACCCGAGUGCACUCGGAUAGAGCGCGCGAACUCAAGUCGUCGACAUUGAGACAAUGGCUGUAUGAGAAAGAUAUUUGGGUUACCACUGGAGAAUCCCAAACACCUCAACAAAAUGGCCGAGCCGAAGCUGCGGUGAAGAACCUGAAGAAGUAUGCCAAGGUUUUGCUUGCGAGUUCUUCACUCCCACGAGAAUGUUGGCCCCUGGCUAUGACGUACGCAGCUCAAAGACAGCGCCUACGAGCUUUGGCAAAGCCUCGGGCCAAGGACCCAGGCUUUGGAGCAAGGGUUGCGGUGAAGUCAAAGGUCUUUGGCACCGGGGGCUCGUAUGACCUAAACCCCCGUUGGCGCGAGGGUCAGUUCGUGGGCUACAGCAGUGACGUGAAGAAUGGCCUGGUGGUGAGGUACAAUGAUGGAACCUUUGUCACUAGUUGCCAUGUACGAGAAGGUUUGGUGGAUGCGGAGGCCAUCGCCGACGACGAGCCCGUGGAAGUGGACCUACCUGUUCCGACGAGAAGAUUGAGAACGAAAGCCAGGUUGGCUCUACUCACUAGUGCGUACAACGAGAUUGAGUCCUAUGCGAGAGACUUGGAUGUGGAUGAGAUGUAUGAAGUUGAUGAUGUACUACGCCUCUGGAAAAGGCUCAAGGAGAUUCCAAGACCAAGGAGACGGGGCGCAAAGAUGUCAACUGUGGAUGAGAACUCUGAGUCCUUCUACACUGGCAGUUAUGUUCAUGGAGGAGUUUGCGGAAUCACGAAAUUGGCCCGGCAGCUUCCCAACACCACGGCCUACUUGGUGAAGGCUGCGAAGGAGAUAACAGGACGAAGCCACUUUGGGUGUGUGGCUAUUGUUGAGAAUGUUGGCAUGGGUCCGCAUCGCGACAGUCACAACCAAAAGGGGACCGAGAAUACAAUCACGGCCUUGAAUGACUUUGCCAAUGGCGAGGUAUGGGUUGAGAAGAAAGAAGGCGACUACAGCUACGAUGAUGAGUGGAGACAA